AUUUGAGUUUGCUUGCCGAGUUACUGUCGAUGUACAGAUAUUCAAGUGGCGCAUCCUUUCCUGUCCCGUGGAGGAUUUGUGAGGAGGUGAGCCGUCUUGUCAGCGUUCUUCAUUCCAUCAUUUUUAACCACCUUUUUCCUAUUUCUGGAAUUUUUUUCACGUAGUCGGGGGUUACCCCGGCAAAGGAGUAAACAUGCCGGUCCGUGCGGAGUGCAGAGCUGGUAACGCCUCUAUGGCCUUCGUAUCCUCGGCCUCGCUUAUCCCACCUCCACCGAUAAACACACAGCAGCCCGGCGUCGCCACUUCGCUUUUAUACAGUGGAUCGAAGUUUCGAGGACAUCAGAAGAGCAAGGGAAACUCCUAUGACGUUGAGGUUGUUCUGCAGCAUGUUACAAUGGAAGAUUCAUAUUUAUGUGGGUAUCUAAAGAUUAAGGGACUGACAGAGGAAUAUCCAACUCUCACUACCUUCUUUGCUGGGGAGAUAAUCAGUAAAAAGCGCCCCUUUUUAACAAGGAAAUGGGAUGCAGACGAAGAUGUUGAUCGCAAGCACUGGGGCAAAUUUCAGGCUUUUUAUCAGUAUGCAAAAACAUUUAACGCUGACGACUUUGAUUACGAAGAACUGAAAAACAGUGAUUUUGUCUUUAUGAGGUGGAAGGAGCAGUUUCUCGUCCCAGAUCACACAAUCAAGGACAUAAGUGGUGCUUCUUUCGCUGGCUUCUACUACAUCUGCUUCCAGAAAUCCACGGCAACCAUAGAGGGUUAUUACUACCACAGAAGCUCAGAAUGGUACCAGUCCUUAAACCUCACCCAUGUCCCUGAACACAGCAUGCCUAUAUAUGAGUUCCGGUGACGCUGGAAUCCUGGUGCUGCUUGCAGAAUUGGACUGCUCAAUGUCCUGCGAACAGUGAGGACGGCGGAUGGCUGAAGACUGUCACGUGAUUCAGUGGAGGACCGCAGCCUCUUUGGAGAGAGAAACGUCGGACAGAAGGGUGCGCAGGCGGAAAGCUCAGGCCCAGAUUAGCAAGAGAACCGCUAAAGGGCCGUACGGAAAGUACGUUCUCCCAGAUCUGUGGCUCAGUACUUCUUUAUCAAAGCUGAUUUUUGAUAAGCUGUUUUAAGCGUCUUUAGUUUACCUGCAGUGUCGUCAUGGUAUCUUUAUUUUUAAAGUUGGUUGUUUAACCUCCCCUCCAUAGGAAAGUUACUUAAUACCUUUCUAGUUCCAUAUAAGGUCAGACUUUGUAGAGCUCAUUAUUGUUUUUUAACAUAAUACUUUGGAACUUUUGUUGGCUUCUUUGUCUUAAAGCAGUCAUGACUACUUGAGCAAAUGGGGAGAGAAUCUACCAAUGUUAGUGAGCUACAAAAACUGCUGGGAUGCUAUUGAACAGUAAUAUGGGUUUUGCUUAAUAUUCUUGGCAGUUUUGUUCUUCUGAAUCAAGCAAGAUGUCGACUUAAAGCUUUUUCAACAUGAAUAUUGGAAGUGUUUGUGACCUAGAGACUUGAGUCUCUUGGAACACUUUACCUUUGGUGGUAAGAGGCGAAUGAUGUCAACAGCGCACAUGCUGUUCCCAAAAGAUUCACCUCCCCAACCUGGCUCCCUGCUUUCCUCUUUUACUUAUCUACCUAUGCAACAUAAUCACAACAUGAGCUGUUAAUAUGCUUCUGGUUGUCAUAAACACUAGUAUAGAAGCUAGUCUUGCAAAAGGUCCCGUUAAAGCCAUUGCAGUAUUUAUUGAACUUGAUUAAUUCUGUCUAUACCUACCACAUGUUUUUGUCUACAUGCUUGAGGAUCAUUGUAUAAUCUUUGCUUCCCUCAUGAUGAUGCCAUCUUCUCAGCACCUGUGAAGCAUGUUGCGUCUACAUGGAGAGGCAGCCAUGUACAAUGUGUACUUAACUCUGAAGUAUUGUGGUAUUUUCUCUUCAGUUCCCAGUGUGGUAAAGGCCAACAGCCUCACUGUGGAAUCCUGUGUUACUCUGUACAAGUUCUGAGGCUCCCUCAGCUGGUUUAAUUCUCUUCAUAGUGGAAUACUAAGUUGCACCUUUCCCCAUGUCACUGUGAUGGUGGAAUUCUUAUAACACACAGCUAGGAUGGGUUAGCAAAGCUCGCCUGCGAUUGCGUUCAAGGUCUGUCAGCUGAAAGUAUACGAAGAUUGGAGUGUUUUAUGUUUUGCAUGCAGCAGAUCCUAGUACCCUGGUAAUUUCGAAUGGCGCUUCAGAGAGCAUUUGUGUAUUUAAGUAUUGUUUGAUUAUCAAACCAACCACUAAGCUUCUGAACAUAUGUUUUAAACAGAUACCGAUGUGUAAAUGUAGUUUUCUAUUAAUGAGAGAAAAUGUAUAAAAGUCCUUAAAGCUUUAACUUUCUGCCUUAAAGGUGAAUGAAUUUUAUAAAUUAUUUUUUUGACAUGAAUGAUGGAAUAGCAAGAAAAGCACGGUCCUAAUGUAGAACAUUUCAGUUUUGACUUGGAGUGGGUAUCGGUACCAUGAUGUAUACUGUGCUGUUGUGCUAUAAUGCCAUUCAAGAAAAUGCAGUACUCAAACCAAAUAGAUAUCACUGACUAGUCCUGAAGUGUUAGCCCUCUCACUGUGGGUUCAUGUGCUGCCCUCAGGUAACUAAUGGUGAGCCAGGAAAGUAUGAGUACAGUUCCUACUUUUAUCUACCUCAGUGGUCGAUUGGUUACGUGCCGCUUCAUUCUUACUUCUCUUGACUGCCUGUGGCACUGCAAGGUAAGUUGAUGAUGAGAGCCCAUUCCCGAUGGGGAUGUUUUCUGGGAAGGAGAUCGGAAAAGCAGCACAUUUAGCCUAUUAAAAAAGGGAUAAAUAGUCAUCAUUGGCUGGUUGACAUUGUUGGGACAAAUCAAAUGUGUCUUUAGAACAUUCUGCAAUUAGGGUAAGUCACUGGGUAAGUUCACGUGAUAAUUCAGGCUGAUUACAGUGUAUACAAGUUGCUACGGAAAAGAAAUUGUGGCUCGUCAUCCCAUUCAAGGCAAUUUGGAUCUGGAUAGUCUGCUUAAAGCAGUGCAUGGUUCAUAGUUCACGUAGCUGUUUUUCCUUUUCAUACAGAACAUUUACAACAAAUGAAACUUUCCUAAAGCAACAAACCCAACAAACCUUUAGAUAGGAAGGAGAAUAUCUCCGUAAGCUAAGCACAUCUUACAGGUUGUUCUCACAAUGUUAAAUAUUAAUGCAUCAGUCCUUCCUACGCUACUUUUUUUUCUGGCAUGUUUAAGAAGCGGAUGAAAUGUUCAAUGCAGGUCACAAAAUAAUUUAAUGAGCAGUGAAAUAUGACACGUUAGGGUGUUCAAUUGAUGGAGGAAUUUUAAGAGAGGUAUUUUGUUUAAAGUAACAACUGAAAUUGCAAGUGGAAUUGAUGUAUGGCCAAGGGUGUGGUCAGGGAGGAUGUAGUGUCUCCAUCAGCAUUUCAAUAAAAUUUCCAUUAAAAAGGAUGCUUUUUUUAA
Molecule: messenger RNA, 3452 nt
Organism: Paramormyrops kingsleyae
Lineage: Eukaryota; Metazoa; Chordata; Actinopteri; Osteoglossiformes; Mormyridae
Product: glucose-induced degradation protein 4 homolog
Biological process (GO): proteasome-mediated ubiquitin-dependent protein catabolic process; negative regulation of gluconeogenesis; protein targeting to vacuole
Cellular component (GO): GID complex
Source: RefSeq, a predicted model, not a curated record